Neopelma chrysocephalum (saffron-crested tyrant-manakin) is the source of this 1161-nucleotide messenger RNA. It is a transcript of the gene PIAS4, whose product is annotated as protein inhibitor of activated STAT 4. NCBI's taxonomy places the organism in Eukaryota, Metazoa, Chordata, Aves, Passeriformes, Pipridae. The annotation marks the transcript as partial. Gene Ontology annotation, molecular function: SUMO ligase activity; transcription coregulator activity. Gene Ontology annotation, biological process: regulation of transcription by RNA polymerase II; protein sumoylation. The transcript has 8 exons. The record is from RefSeq and is a predicted model, not a curated record.
GCCCCGCCCCCUCGGGGCGGGUCACGUGACCCGGCGGCGGCGGCGGCGCCCGGCGCGGUGGACGCUGGAGGCCCAAGAUGGCGGCGGAGCUGGUGGAGGCGAAGAACAUGGUGAUGAGUUUCCGAGUCUCAGAUCUUCAGAUGUUGCUGGGUUUUGUUGGCAGGAGUAAAAGCGGACUUAAACACGAACUAGUGACCCGAGCUUUGCAGCUGGUCCAGUUUGACUGCAGCCCUGAGGUGUUCAAGAAAAUCAAGGAGCUCUACGAGACUCGCUACAGCAAGAAGAGCUCGGAAGUGGCUCCGGCGCCGCCCCCGCAGCAGCAGCAGCAGCAGCCGCAGCCCCGGGCCGAGGCCCUGCCCUUACACUCGUCCUACGACCGCGGCAGCGCCGUGGCUCGGACUCUGCCCACCCCCAACAUCGACUACCCCGCCCUCUACGGCAAAUACCUGAACGGACUCGGGAGGUUGCCUCCCAAAGUUGCCAAGCCCGAGGUUCGCCUGGUCAAGCUCCCUUUCUACACCACCCUGGACGAGCUGCUGAAGCCCACGGAGCUGGUCCCACAGAACAAUGAGAAGCUUCAGGAAAGUCCGUGUAUUUUUGCAUUAACCCCCAGACAAGUGGAGCUGAUCAGAAAUUCCAGGGAGUUGCAACCCGGAGUGAAAUCAGUUCAGGUGGUGCUAAGAAUCUGCUACACAGACACCAGUUCUCCUCAGGAGGAUCAGUACCCUCCCAACAUCGCCGUGAAGGUGAACCACAGUUACUGCUCCGUGCCGGGCUACUACCCCUCAAACAAACCCGGAGUGGAACCCAAAAGGCCCUGUCGUCCCAUCAACCUCACGCACCUCAUGUACCUGUCGGCGGCCACCAACCGCAUCACGGUGACCUGGGGCAACUAUGGCAAGAGCUACUCGGUGGGGCUGUACCUGGUGAGGCAGAUGACCUCGGCAGAGCUGCUCCAGAGGUUGAAAACCAUCGGGAUCAAACACCCGGAGCUCUGCAAAGCACUUGUGAAGGAGAAGCUACGCCUGGACCCGGACAGUGAAAUCGCCACCACGGGUGUCCGGGUGUCCCUCAUCUGUCCGGUGAGUCCGGGUGUUCCCAUGGGAUCAACCUGGUUUGGGUUGGAAGGGACCUUAAAGCCCAUCCAGUGCCACCCCCUGC